This is a messenger RNA of Paramacrobiotus metropolitanus, 1757 nucleotides long. Its product is annotated as xaa-Arg dipeptidase-like. The coding region runs from base 338 to 1549 and encodes 403 amino acids. The record is from RefSeq and is a predicted model, not a curated record. Gene Ontology annotation, molecular function: dipeptidase activity. NCBI's taxonomy places the organism in Eukaryota, Metazoa, Tardigrada, Eutardigrada, Parachela, Macrobiotidae. The transcript has 7 exons.
UUAGCCAUUAGGUAAGUUACAUUUAUCGUCUUUGUGAAGUGUUUUGUUUUUAUGACUUAGGCACUUAUCAUCAAUAAUAAUCGCUACCUGGUGCGUGCUAACCACACCGAGCGUACGAAGCCACGGAAGUGGUCAAGUGGCUGCUGAUGUUAUCGUUUAUCCCCUUGGUAGAAGUUCGGCCCGGCGCUUCCACGGAGAAAUACCGCUACAGCUGUGAUAGUUCUUACCUCGAAGCUGCAAGUGAAAUGUGGAUGGGGAUCGUAAAUCGGACGAUUUGAUUGUUCUGGGUUUCAAAGUUCGAACAGGGAAUCGUUGCUUUCAAAAGAAGAUCGCCAGCAUGGCUGUAUUUCAGAAACAAAUUGAUGCUGUCGUGAAACGCUACGAAAACGCUUUGAACGACAUUAGUCAGGAACUAUGGAACAAUCCCGAACUCCUUUACAAAGAGUACAAAGCGCACCAGCUUCUCACGGAUUUUCUGGAGAAGGAGAAGUUCACCGUUACUAGAAAGUACAAGGAACUGGAUACAGCAUUUCGAGCUGAAUUCCAGAGUGCGAAGUAUGAUCCGUCGCUGCAUGCAACUAUCGCGGUACUGUGCGAGUAUGAUGCACUACCGGAAAUUGGACAUGCAUGCGGGCACAACCUUAUUGCAGAAUCAGGUAUUGCCGCUGGUCUCGCCUUGCAAGAUAUUUUAAGAAAUCAGUCGGACGCUGGUUCUGUGGAAGGACGCCUGGUGGUGUUGGGGUGUCCAGCUGAAGAGGGCGGUGGCGGUAAAGUGGAUCUUAUCCGAGCUUCUGCAUUCGAUGACAUUGAUUUUGCCAUGAUGGUGCAUCCAUUCCCCUGGAACGAUUUGGAACCGAUUAUCCUCGGAAUAGAACGCUGUUACGUGAAGUAUCACGGGAAAGCGGCGCAUGCUUCCUGCGGACCUUGGGAAGGCAUUAACGCUCUGGAUGCUGCAGUUGCCGCGUAUCAGGACGUAUCGUUGUUUCGACAGCAGAUGAAACCCAAUUGGCGCGUGCAUGCCGUCAUUCUGAACGGUGGUGCGAAGCCGAAUAUCAUUCCGGAUUUGACAGUAUCACACUAUUAUAUGCGAACGCAAAAUGCGGCUGAUAUGCAAGUGCUCAAAACCCGGUUGAUGGAUAUAUUUAAUGCUGCUGCUAAAGCUACGGGAUGUACCAUGGAAAUCGAAUGGGAAGGACGACCAUACACAGGAAUGCUGCAUAAUUCCACAAUGUCUGCUCUUUAUAAGAAAUAUGCUGCUGCAGAAGGGAUGGAAUUCCCGGAAAAUGUUCCGGGAUUUUACGGUUCGACCGACAUGGGUAACGUGUCCAUUACGGUGCCCAGCAUUCACCCGUGUGUCUUCAUUGGACAGCAGUAUCUUAUUCACACCAAAGACAUGGCAAAGCAGGCCGGAAGUCCACAAGCCCAGCCGUACAUUUUAAACGCGGCCAAGGCUAUGGCUUUCACUGCCAUUGAGCUGUACCAAAGCAAAGAGCUACGCGACAAGGCGAAAUUGGAGUUCGAACAAAAGAAGAAAAGCUUUACUGGAUAAUGUUUUGCCACACGUGUUAGUGAUGCUUGCUAUUUAUGACUCUUGGUUUGAAAUGAUUUUGGUAAUUGUGAUUGUUUUAUUUGAGAUUUAUUUUAUAUUCGAUUACAGAUGAAAAGUUUUGAUUAUUGUGUUAUGACAAAAAAUUUUUUAAUUGGUUCACUGCGCAAAAAAUUGGAUGCAGCAAAAAUUUAGACUACGAGUACUGUUC